Coturnix japonica (Japanese quail) is the source of this 1863-nucleotide messenger RNA. It is a transcript of the gene CFAP210, whose product is annotated as cilia and flagella associated protein 210. Gene Ontology annotation, cellular component: axonemal microtubule. Lineage: Eukaryota; Metazoa; Chordata; Aves; Galliformes; Phasianidae. The record is from RefSeq and is a predicted model, not a curated record.
GUCACAUGUCCCGGCGCGGUUGCCCGGUAACGUGUCGUACACACAGCGGGGCGGCCGCCGGCCAUGGCGGCAGGGCUGGGGCUGCCGCGUCGGAGGCGGCGGGUGGAGUCAUCACACAGAUUUGAAGAAAAUAACAUUCCAGAGGGAUGUUUUCUUCCAAGCAAUGUAGAUCUCCGUCAGGUAGUUGUGUUGCCAAGAGCAGAGUGGGAAAGGAUGCAGGACAGCCUUGCCAGCGUGAGCAAAGAGGUGGCGUGUAUCCUCGCCGAGAGGAAAGAACAACAAGAAUUGCACCUACGCUCCAAAGCAGCUGUCAAAGAUUGGACCAAUACCAUUAUGGGCCAGGCCCAAAGGAAACUGAAAGCUAGAAAGCUACGUGAAGAAAAGCAAGAGGAAGAAAGAAAGUUAAUUGAUUUGGAAGAAGCAAAAUUCCAAGCAGCAAAAUGGAAGGAGGCCAUCGAAAAAGCAAAAACUUAUCUGUACCACCAGAAUGAAAGAGUGAAAGGGUUGCAUAGCGCUCUUCUACUUGCUGAGGUCCUAAAGGAAAGGGAUGCUCAAAUUGAGUUUAAAAAGUUAAAGUCAGAUGGUAGCAAAAAGAUUGAAGAAGAAAUGGAACGUAGACGUAAAGAAGCUAUUCUCAGAGAGGAAGAAAAGGUAAAACAACGUCUCAUGAAUCGACUGGCACUAAGCAGAGAUCAGCUGCAACAAAUAGAGGAGCACAAGCGUCAAGCAGAACUUGCCAAGCUGGAAGACAAAAGAGAAGGAGAAGAAGUACAGAGACAGAUCCAAUUAUACCAAUUAGAACUUCUGAGAAAGAUGGAAAAGGAACAGGAGAAAAGAGCUGAAAACCAGAGGCUGUAUAAUGAAUACAUAGAUGACCAGAAAAUAAUCAAAGCAGUGGAGGAACAAAAACAAAUGGAAGAGGAUGAUCGGAUUAGAGCUCAUUAUAAAGGCAAGCAAACUAUUGCCAAGCUGAUGAAAGAGAAAGAAGCUGAAAUGCGUAGAAUAAAACAGGAACGCCAGGAUAAAAUUGUUAGUCAAUUAGCUGCCCAAAUGAAUGUAGCACUGAAGAUGGAAGAUGAGCGUCUUGCUAGAGACAUUGCAAGAAAAGAAGCUGCGUAUGAAAAAGAACAGAAAGAGAAAGAAGCAAAAAAAAAGGCUGCCAUUGAAUCUAUUGCUGAAUAUAGAGCCACUGUGGUGAAGAGGAAAUUGGAGAAGGAGAGAGAGGAAAAAGCAGAAAGUAAAAAAGAACUUCAAUCAUUUGUGGAAAAGAACCAGAUCUAUCUACAAACAGAAAAAGCCAAGAAACAAAGACAACGUGAUGCAAGCAUAGAAGUACAGAAAUUUCAGAUCCAGCAAAUGGCAGAAAAGAAGGCAAAAAUACAGCAGGAGAAGCAAGCAGACUUGGACUACGAUAUUGAGACAGAGCUUAUUGCGCUCCAUAGAGAACAAGAAUUUCAGAAGUAUGCAAAGCAAGUAAUUGAAUCAGAGUCCAAGACUACACAUCAUCUCUAUCCUCUCCUGAAAGCUUCCAAAGAAAUAAUAGGAUUUGGAGGUAGCCCAUUUUCCAUAGAAAGUGAAGGAACAAAUCCAGGUUUUCAAGCACAGGAUGCUGCUGAGACCCAGUUACCUUGUUGUAGCAAGACUACUGCUGAAGAAGUUUAACCUAUGAACGAACACUGAGACUAUCCAGCAAGGAAAGGCAAAAGUAGUUUUUAUGUGGUUAAAAACAAAAAACAACCAACUUCUGGAACCUUGAAUCUUCCAUCAAAACUGUAAAUGGAUCUACAUUAAAUUUGUGCUAUGAAUCUGAAAGUCCCUUUGAAAAAAAUAAAUUCUGUAGAAUUAAGUAUGUUCUAAAAAAAA